Molecule: messenger RNA, 705 nt
Organism: Cephus cinctus (wheat stem sawfly)
Lineage: Eukaryota; Metazoa; Arthropoda; Insecta; Hymenoptera; Cephidae
Gene: RpS11
Product: 40S ribosomal protein S11
Exons: 5
Coding region: 132-590 (152 amino acids)
Biological process (GO): translation
Cellular component (GO): cytosolic small ribosomal subunit; ribosome
Molecular function (GO): structural constituent of ribosome
Source: RefSeq, a predicted model, not a curated record
ACUAGAUUGUGAGAAACUGGCGGGAGCAGGAAAUGUUUAAGGGACUUUAUUUCGUCAAGUUGGUAUAGCCGUUUGAGCCGGGACGACAUUUAUCAGCUUCCGGCGACGGUUCUCUCUUUCAGCAGUGCAAGAUGGCUGAUCAGACGGAAAGGGCGUUUCAGAAGCAACCCACUGUCUUCCUUAACAGGAAGUUGAACCAAAAAAAGAAGCCACUUCGCCAUAGUCGUAAUGUUGGUCUUGGUUUUAAGACCCCUCGUGAGGCUAUUGAGGGAACCUACAUCGACAAGAAAUGUCCAUUUACUGGAAAUGUAUCAAUCAGAGGCCGCAUCCUUACGGGUGUUGUGCAGAAAAUGAAGAUGCAGCGUACAAUUGUAAUUCGCAGGGAUUACCUUCAUUACAUACGGAAAUACAACCGUUUUGAAAAACGUCACCGUAACAUGAGUGUUCACCUGAGUCCAUGCUUCAGAGAUGUUGAGAUCGGAGACGUAGUGACCAUCGGUGAGUGUCGACCACUCAGCAAGACUGUCAGGUUCAACGUUCUUAAAGUCUCUAAGGGUACCGGAUCGAAAAAAAGCUUCAAGAAGUUUUAGGCGCUGUCAAUUUUCAAUAUCUGGGUGGGAGCAGCUAUUGAAGGACGACGAAAGUGAUGACACCAAUCAAUAAUUGUUACCAUUCGGAGAAUGCAAUUAAACUGAUGUAAAACCA